Astyanax mexicanus (Mexican tetra) is the source of this 2822-nucleotide messenger RNA. It is a transcript of the gene tfec, whose product is annotated as transcription factor EC. Gene Ontology annotation, molecular function: DNA-binding transcription factor activity, RNA polymerase II-specific; RNA polymerase II cis-regulatory region sequence-specific DNA binding; protein dimerization activity. NCBI's taxonomy places the organism in Eukaryota, Metazoa, Chordata, Actinopteri, Characiformes, Acestrorhamphidae. The coding region runs from base 233 to 1477 and encodes 414 amino acids. The transcript has 8 exons. Gene Ontology annotation, biological process: regulation of transcription by RNA polymerase II. The record is from RefSeq and is a predicted model, not a curated record. Gene Ontology annotation, cellular component: nucleus.
UGCGUGUGUGGGGCUGUGUGUGCAGUGUGUGUGUGUAUGUAGUGUGCAGUGUGUAUGUAGUUUCUGUGUAGUCUGCGUGUGUCUGUGUGUAGAGCUGAUGGUUGAGUGGUACCCAUAGACUUGCCGACAGGCUGGAAGGAAAAAGUUGCGAGCGAUAUUGUUGUCCCGCUGAAGACACUGCGAGGCCGUCACGAUUUCAGAACUGUUUGUCCACAAAGCCCGUCUCGUCAUAAUGCUGGAAUAUAGCUGGUAUGGUCAGGUUCAGAACCACCUGGAGAACUCUAAGUACCACAUCCACCAAGCCCAAGCCCAGCAGGUCAAGCAGUACCUCACCCUAGGCAGCAAGCUUGCCAGCCAGGCCCACCCGCACCCUGGCCAGGCCCUGGGCAGCAUGCCGGUCAUGCGCAACGGACACAUGCCGCCCGUCAGCGAUAGCAGCACACCCGGCAGCCCCGUCACCCUGCUAACACUCGCCAACAGCCACGACAGUGAGUUUCCGAUGGACGAGGUUAUUGAUGAUCUCAUUAGCCUUGAGUCCAGUGGCUUGGAUUGUAUGGAGCCUGGCAUCAUAAUGCAAAACAACAUGUCUCUGAACAGUGGCAUGCUGGACAUGUACGGCGGUGACCAAGGUAUGACCGCCCCUCAUGGUGGACUGACACCCCCCUCAUGCCCCACAAAGCUCUCUGUUAAAAGGGAAGUCACAGAACACGACACAAGAGUCUUGGCAAAGGAGAGACAGAAGAAAGACAACCACAAUCUGAUUGAAAGACGACGGCGAUACAACAUCAACUACAGAAUCAAGGAGCUUGGAACUCUCAUACCAAAGUCCAACGACCCUGAUAUGCGCUGGAACAAAGGGACCAUCCUCAAGGCCUCGGUAGAGUACAUUAAGUGGCUACAGAAGGAGCAGCAGCACGCCCGCGAGCUGGAGAGCCGACAGAAGAAGCUGGAGCAGGCCAACAGGAGACUGCUGCUGAGAAUCCAGGAGCUGGAGAUCCAGGCUCGGGCUCAUGGCCUGCCGAGUGCCCUGGGGGCUGUGGAGCUCUCCUCUCAUCUCCUAAAACAGCAACAGCAGCAACAACAACAACAACAGCAGCAGCAGCAGCAGCAGGUGGCCCAAACUGUUCCAGGACCACAGGCCCCUCAGGCCUCUCAGCCUGCCCUGUACCCUCAGGAGGAUCUCAGCGCACCCGAGUACCUCCAGAGGAAUCCCCUGCCUGCGGUCAUCUCCCUGGCAGGAGGCGGAGGAGCCGCUGAGCAGGUCGACGCCUCCACCACGUUCUCGGACCCCCUCUCGCACUUCACGGACUUCUUCAGUGCCACGCUGAAAGAGGAGCACCGCCUUGAUGAGAUCCUCAUGGAGGACGCGCUCUCGCCGUUCGGCGCUGACCCCCUGCUGUCCGCCACCUCCCCUGCCGCCUCCAAAGAGAGCAGCCGCAGGAGCAGCUUCAGUACAGACGACAACGAUGACCUCUAACCGGCCAGCCUCUGACCUCUGACUGACUGAGGUCGACCUCUGCGGUCGGGCCGCUCCACUGCUCCCUCUAGAGGAGAAAAACUGAAAAACGGGCACUUGCACACUUGCGUAUGAGUGUGUGUGUGUGUGUGUGUGUGUGUGUGUGUGUAACUGAACUCCCGCUUUAAGCCCACAUUGGAAUACAGGGGGUCUUGUCUGGUCCUGGAGAUCUUCAAGCUUCGAGAGUUUAGUUGUGAAAGGCUUAGCCCUUCUCUGAUGGCCUUUUUUAAAUUUACUUAUAAAAAGGGUUAUGGUUGUUAUUUAGCUUACUUGAUACAAAGAUGUAUAUACAUUCUGUAAAACAAUAUUUCCCAGUUAAAAAGAAAGCCAAAAGUUUUUUUUUAUGUUAAAUCAUAAAAAAAGCAGUAAAUUAAGAUUUGAAUUUCAUAUUUAAUAUUUAAUGCACAGAAUAUUAACAGCCUCCCUUUCAUUUAUAUAGAUGGCCUAAUCAUCUUAGUGUAUAGCUUAGUGGAUAGCUGCUUUUUAAAAUUAUUUAAAUUGAAUAAAUAAUACAAAUAAAUCCAAACAGUAAUGUGUGGAUUAUUGAGGAAAGUAAGUAAACCAAAAGACACAGGAAAAACCCUAAUUCAUACAUUUAGAAAACUUAUCAUUAUAAGAAAUGUGUAACUAACCAAAGCAAAGUGUUAGCCCAGGGCCGGCGUGUGAGCUUAAGGGUUAAACUAAACAGAAUGUUAGAGAUCCAGGCCCAGAGCUGGCUGAUCCUGGACUACACAGACGAGGAGUGAGACUUUCCUCCACGUCUUGCACCAAUGUUGAAUCAGACACAUCAAAAGAAAAAGGGAGACUGACUGAAGUGCUGAUGCUUAUCUACUGUCCAACCAAACUUACACUUACACUUUCAUAACACUGGUCACUCACAUCCACUGGAACUCAAAAACUCUCUACCUGUUCCUGAACUGUAACAUAAUGGCAUUGUUUAUUUGGACCAGUAACAACAGGAGAAGACGAUAGAGAAGAUGAAGAAGAAGAAGGGGAGAGAAGAGGAGUGUUAUUUCUCUCAUACUUUAUCCAAAAACUGGUUAACUUUAUAACCACUGUAAAGAGGAAGCAAUGCAAAUGUAAUUGUAAUUACUAGCCAAGAAAAACCUAACAUGCCUUUUUAUUGUUUUUAUUUUUAUUGUUCUGUUGUUUAUAAAGUAUUUUUAAAGGAAGAUAUCUGUUUAUGUAUUUAUAUGUCUUAAUCUCUGUAUUGUUACAAGAAAAUUUGUAGACAAUCUAACAUGUUUCAUUUUUAUAACUUUGGGGGUGGGGGAAAUACAUUAAACCCCUUUUUGAUAAAUUAAGC